AGGGUGAGACCCACCUCAGAAGAGGGAUUUGCAUUAUGAGGCUUUCCUGUUACCUGAGGUUUUCUGCAACAUUCUGUCUCUUGGCCACUUGUCUGUUUUUGUUCAUACUGGUCAAUGGCCCUAGUUUAAGGGUCUACAUGCCAACCAUGGAGAGUGUUGAUGGUCUGGCAGAGUUGCUGAGGUGUGAGAAGAUGAGGGACAACAGGGAUGGACACUUUGGGUCCAGGGUGCUCACCACUGUUAACAAGGACAGGUCUGAGGGCCAGUCUGCAGCCAUCUUGAAACACCUCAGUGGCAAAGCCAGGAUGUUGGUGAGCAGAGGGAAAGAGGACUGGAUGAAAGGGAGUAGUGCCAUUGAUGGCUACCAUACUGUGGCCUUGGAAAAUCAGACCUACAUUGAGGUGCAAUGUUACCCACUCAUGAGCAUCCUCAGGGCAGCUGGUCUGACUAACUUGGAUGUACUCUGCUUGGAUGUCCAAGGUGCUGAGCUUGAUAUAUUGAAGUCAUUGUCCUGGGACCAAGUGAACAUUACAUUGUUGGUGUUGGAGGAUGACCAUGUGGACAUGAAUAAAAGGAUCCAGAAACACAAUGACACAACAUCUUACUUGCAGUCAUUUGGGUACAAAUUUGUUGACAGAGUGGCUCAAGAUUACUUUUACUUGAAGAAAAACUGAUGGUUUACAUUUUCAUGUGUGUGUGUGUUAUGCUGUGUCUGUGAAAUGCAGUCCAGGGGGUGACACCUGGUUGAAGCAAGUGUAACAUUGAGAAUGUAUCUUCUUAGUCAGCCAGGGGAAUGGAA
Notodromas monacha is the source of this 799-nucleotide messenger RNA. Lineage: Eukaryota; Metazoa; Arthropoda; Ostracoda; Podocopida; Cyprididae. The record is from the annotation of a GenBank genome assembly.